AUGUGCGCAACUCUUGAGUUGCAUGAGCACGCUCGCUUCCCUUCUGGGUCUGAGCUCACUGGCUUUGUUGAGGUGGCAAUCACAAACCCCAACCUCCAAAGCCACCGCUGGAAGUGUGUAACCCGCCUCACUCGGCCGUCUGAGCUUCACAGCGAUGACAAGAAGUCGAGCGUAUACACCAACGAGACCGGCAUCCACCGUCGAGGCUGCAGCGAUUCCAAGCCUGACUGCGACUGCCACUCUCGCCCUCGUCAGGACAUCCAUGUUCCUUUCCCUGCUGUCGAGUGGGCUAGCAUCUUGAGCAUGGCUGUUCAGUACCCUGAUGUUGAGCACCAGCGCAAGAAGGAGAAGCGUACCAAGGGUGACGACCGCAAGAACCUCGACCGUGCUGGUAGCAAGCGCAAGCGCUCAGAGGACGACGGUGAUGCCGCUUCAUGGGCUCGCCGCGAUCUCACAGGCAGCGACCUCAUCUGCAAGGUGGCCAUGUACCAAGAGCUUUGGUCGUGCGCCCCCGACUCGAACCGAUGGGUUCGACAGGGCAUUGUGUUCUGGCGAUUCAACACAACUAACCAAUGGUACAAGUACAACCCAGUUUUCAAGCCCGCUGGUACCUCAUGGAGAUGGUUGACUGUCAACGAUCCCAUGUCCCGUUACCACCAGCAAAAGGCUCUCGUCUACCCUUCAGCCUCUAUGUCCCUAGACUCCAUCAUGUCUCCUACUCCUUCAAUCAACCAGCAUAUGACAGCGGCGAUGAACGAGACAUUUAGUUCUGCAUGGGAUCCCAGUGUGAGCCUGGCCCAAGUGCCAAAUGCCACUGCAACAAACAAUGGACUUACACUAUUCGAGUCCUUUUCUGGUGGCCUCGCUACACCUCCACCAACCGCAGGUCUACAAGGGUCGUACUCAGGAAGCUUUGACCACGGCAUGCCUCCAAGCACAGGUGUUGGCUUCAUCCCAUCUACAUGCAGCACAGCGGGUGAGAGCCAUCCUGGUACUGGUCAUGGGCACAGUCACAGCGCGGCUUACUACGAUGCGCAAACGACACUGGCAGAUCUAAAGCCUGUCAUGUCUACUGUCAACCCCUACCAGAGCCCAACAACAUCAUCAGGACUGGAUCUUUCAAGCUCCCUUGUCUAUGAUAACGCAGAGUGUGACACUGGCCUCCAAGGCUGGGACAUGCCGGCGUUGGACGGGUGGUCCACAGGCGCAGGAAGUGGAUCAGAAUGGGGAUCUCACCACAAGGUCGAGCCUAGCAGUGACCAGACAGCUCUAUGGACACAAUCACAAUGGGCACAAAUGGCGGGAGACCGUGACGGCAGCCCUCGACCGAUGAAGCGAAGGAGAGGGGAUGGCAUUGAUAGCCAUAUACCACCAACAAUGACAGCAGCAGCGGGAGGAUGGUGA
Fusarium graminearum PH-1 is the source of this 1404-nucleotide messenger RNA. RefSeq lists its product as uncharacterized. The transcript has a single exon. NCBI's taxonomy places the organism in Eukaryota, Fungi, Ascomycota, Sordariomycetes, Hypocreales, Nectriaceae. The record is from RefSeq and is a predicted model, not a curated record. Bases 1 to 1404 code for a protein of 467 amino acids.